CUCAGACUUUCUUUCCGAUACUCCAAUGCCAGCAACAGCCACCACACCUUGAGCCCUCAAUGACUCACUUCUAGCAUACGAUCAAAAUGUGUCCAAAGUAAUCGCUUUGAGGAAAUCGAAGACUAGUACUUUCUACUGGGCUCGUAAAAGUGCUAAACUCCUUGAAUCUCAUCGUGUUCCGGAAUCUCAGUGCGGUGAUGUCGCUGUCUGAUUAUAGUCAAAACUUCCUGCAUCAAUGCAGCAAGAACGCGUUUGCUCUUCAGUUAUCUAACGGCAAUUUGCAAACGCCUACAUUCGUAAAUGCCACCUCACUGUCACUUAACCCCAGAAUUCCUGACCCCAGCCUUUUCGAAUUUGGGAUCGACAACGUAGAUGUGCAAGGAGUUUCAGCAAGGCUCCCAAACAAAGCGGAAUGCGCCGCACAUCUAGAGCUAUUGCAAGUGUUUCGGCACGUUCGAAAAGAAGUUGAAUCAUCCAGGAAGUUGGAUGAGGUCUUUGGGAUCGCACCCGAGAACCGCGUAGUGUUCCGCAAGCGCUUGGCACAUAUUAAUGGUCUCACCAAAGAUUGGGUGAGAGAAGAAUUGAAACUUCGAGACGAGACCUUUGACAAGCGAAGAGAAGCGAAAUGGUCCCUUUUCCUCAGGCUUGCCACCGCUCGGUUCUUGUCCUGGGUUGAUGCUGUUGAACAGGACGCGAACCAGCCAGACGCAUGCUCUCACUUGCUACAUAUUCCGCCAAUAGAUGUGUUAAUGGUUUGGCAUGCCUUACUUCUGAAUCCAAAGUGGUUUCAAACUUUCCAACAGGGAAGAUUGGUUCACUUAUCUAAAGUAUCCCUUCCGUGGAGGCAGAUUCAUUCAGCGAUCGACUCGGCCAGACCCAAUUGGCCAUUCGAGAUGUCCACGAACGAUCAAACUUGGUUCCAGGAUAAAGUAGGCCUGCACUCAGACUUACUUGUUUUCCUUGAGGAUGAGUCCAAGCCAGCGACCAUCAGCAAGUGUUUAAGCAACCACGGCAUUAGGCGCUCCGAAGGGCAAGACCGUGGGCUAACCCUAGCAGAUGUACCAAAAGUAUCCAAUGAACAGAAUAUCCUUGGCCGUCUUGAAUACGGAUUCCUUGAUGUAUGCCGACAAGCUGUAAGCAAGGACGAUACAGCUGAGAAACUCGUCGACGCGGUCAAGAGGCAGUCUGCUUUCGUUGAUAAAAUGGACAGGCAGCUAUGGAUUCGCAGCCCCGCUGUAAGUGAAACGAUAGAUCGGGCAAUAAAUCGUUACGAAAGAUUCCUCACACUGUUGAAACUAUAUCCGGGCACGAUGUUGGUACCGACUCUUGAUAUCGAUCUUGUUUGGCAUACGCAUCAGUGCUCACCUACGCAGUAUAAUUUAGCAACGGUGAAAAUGGCAGGCCGAUUUAUCGAUCAUAACGACAAGCUUGGAACGGCGACUCUCGACCCAGCGUUUGACAAGACUAAAGCUCUUUAUCGUAUCCACUUCGCUACCGAGUACAACAUUUGUGUUUGCUGGGAUUGUGAGGCCUUGCGGUCCUCCAUCAUAAGUGAAAGCGAUAAGACUUACAUCAACAACAGAUUGAUAGCUCGCGAUACCCAUUUGAGAGUUUCCUAUUACCGAGCUGUUGAGAUGGCGCGCCGAAAGGGAGAAACACUUCUACCAACUUUUGAGGAUGAUUAGGAUUUACAUGAUGGGCGUAUUGCAAAAAUGAGUCGCCUUGCAGGGAUCAUAAAGCUCUUCAAUACAAAAUUCAUUUACCAGGAUACAGCUGAUAUCUUUUGCAACAAGAUUAUAUAAUUAUUCUAAUUUAAAGAAUCACCGUGUCUAUUUCUCGUAUCCGUGCCAGCCUGCGUACACAGUUCAACACAAAGGCGUAUGAGAGUCUUUACAAAUACGGCAAGGAGUCAUGUGCCUAGAAUAAGCAACAGGCUAUACUGCUACUGAGAGACUUAAAUAUGAAAACAGGUUGGGAGGUGAGGUUGUAUCAACGUGCAAAACUGAACACUCGGUGGGAAUGCUAUACGAACGCGGAAGUCUCUCCACGCGCGCUUCCCCUCGGUUACUUAUCAAACCAAUGUUCUAGAACUGUGUUUCAUGAAUGAAAUUAUUUGCGAAAUAUGUUGGACAUUGAUAGACAAGCCUGAUUGACGUUUUCAGCUGCUCAGCUAUACUUACACGGAAGCGAGAUAGCUGGACUCUCUACCUCUGUCUCAUAAUGACGUGAGAUUAUAGUCUCUCUUGAUGACAUCUGCAAGCUGCAUGGGAUGUUUAGCUCUUGUGAA
This is a messenger RNA of Xylaria bambusicola, 2287 nucleotides long. RefSeq lists its product as uncharacterized. Bases 198 to 1685 code for a protein of 495 amino acids. Lineage: Eukaryota; Fungi; Ascomycota; Sordariomycetes; Xylariales; Xylariaceae. The record is from RefSeq and is a predicted model, not a curated record. The transcript is spliced from 3 exons.